GUAUAUAAAAAGAAUUCAAAUAGAGAAAUAAUGACCCAAAAAGACUUUAAUUUGUUAUAUUAAUACCUCUAACAUAACAUCUACUUUAGAAGUAGAACAAAAAAACUCCUAACCAAAGUCCAUAAAAACCAACAAAGUGUUAGCUCAUUUGGUAAGAUUUUUACCUUAGAUAUUAGAAGUGUGGGGUUCGAAUCCUACCAAGUGAGAGUACAUGGGGUAAGGAUUCCCAAAAAUCCGUGAGCAUUGAGGUCUGAUCAGAUCCCCCUUACCUUUAAAAAAAAAAAAAAAAAAAAAAAAAAAAAGUUAAAAGUAGAAAUACAAUAAUAAUAUUCCCAAACCUUGCCGCCUUUAAGGUUAAAUCUACUCCAUAUGAAUCCAUCCGGCCAUCCCCAUCCGAAUUGCUUGUUUGUUUUUAGGUAUCGCAUGCCACACGUAAAUCUCUAAUUGGCUCCCUACUCAAACAAUUUAUUUUAGUACAAGUUGAUGUACUUCUAAAAUUUAACAACAUUAAAUUUGUACGUCUCACUUAAUUUUCUCAACUCAUCCAACAAGCAAUUUGAUUUAUUAAACACAAUUAUUAUUUAAAAAUAAAUUAUUUAUUCAUAAAAAAAUAAGUCCCAUUUUUUUGCAAGUUGCAUAGAAGAGAGUGAAAAAAAAGAGAGGUCAUUAUGCCCAGAAAUUUCCCUGCAUUUUCACAACUACCAUCACCGGUAAAAGAUAUUCCGGCGAGGAGAGAGAAAAUAUGGGCUCCGACGAGUCAAACCCGGCUUUACUCAGAAUUCUUGUCAACAAAUGUGCCGAGUUAGAAGCCGGUCAAACCAGUCUCAGAUCAAAGCUUCACGAAGUCGUUAAACAUGAUAUUAGUAAUUAUUCUAAUAUUAAGAAUAGUAAUAUUCCGGGAAGUAAACACGGUGUGACGUCAUUUGCCGGCGGGAUGACGUUUCCUGGCAACUUCAGAGAUAGUAAUCCGUAUAAUCACGUGCUUCAGUCGAUUAAUCAUGCUGUUCACGUGACUUCGCCUACUUCAGGGGAGAUCAUUUUCUGGAACCAUGCUGCAGAGAAGCUUUAUGGAUGGAAGGACUAUGAAGCAACAGGGAGACGUUUUUCGGAGCUUAUUAUAGAAGUAGAGUAUGUUCCAUACAUCGAGAAAAUCAGGGAAAAGUUGCGCUUUGGCCAUUCAUGGUCAGGUCAGUUCCCUUUUAAGAAGAGGUCCGGUGAAGUUUUUAUGGCACUAGUGACUGAGAGCCCGUUAUAUGAGGAUGGGGAGCUUGUUGGCGUUGUUACUGUUUCAAGUGAUGCAGCUGUUUUUAAUAGCAUUAGAUCAAACCAGCCUAGGGUACCACGGGGUAACAUGAAAAAGAUUCAGUGGCAACAAAGACCACAGAUUGCAUCAGUGCCACAGAUGGCUUCAUCUAUUACGGAUCUGGCCUCGAAGGUCCUUGGGCGUAUGCGCGGAGAUGACACUUCCAGAGAUGGAGAGGGAGUUGUUUCGGAAGCUGAAGAUAUGAAUCAAGAUAAGAAGGAAGCUGAUAUAGCUAAGAAUACAGGCGAAGGUAAUAGCUCUCAUGAAGAGGAAUCUGUGAUGGCUCAACCUGCAAAAAUGGCAGCUAAACUUUUGGCGAGAUUCCGAAAGAACAGUGGCAAUAAUGCUGAAAAAAGUGAUAAAAUCCCUGUACCUAACAGCCUAUCGAAAAAAACUGAUGAUGAGUCAUGUUCUACCGAAGGUUCAAAAUAUAUUACAUCAGAUAAUUCUACUUAUGAUGUCAGACUUUUUCCUUUUCCUGGUUUGCAUGAUAAAGAUGCCAACCCUCUAUUGGAAAAGCCUAAAGCUACAGAAGUAGAAGAUGCUGCUUCACGUCAAGCAGGAGCCAAAAGUUCUUCAGGCUCAGGGGAUAACUUGUCUGGAAGUCCUGGUAGCUCUUCAAGCAAAGGUGACAGUGAGUCAAGUCGUUCAAUGGUUGAUUCUGAUAUUCUAUGGGAGGACCUUCAGUUGGGUGAGGAGAUUGGUCAAGGCUCAUAUGCUGUUGUAUAUCAUGGACUUUGGAAUGGAUCGGAUGUUGCUAUCAAAGUUUUCUUUGGAAAAGAUUACAAUGAAGGAACUCUACUAGAUUACAAAAAAGAGAUUUGUAUAAUGAGAAAAUUGAGGCAUCCAAAUGUCUUGCUCUUCAUGGGAGCAUGUUAUUCACAGGAACGACUUGCUAUUGUAACCGAGUUUCUUCCAAGGGGAAGUCUUUUUAAGAUACUUCACAGGAGCAAUCAGGUUUUGGAUCUCAAGCGGCGUUUGAGGAUGGCCCUUGAUGUCGCUAGGGGCAUGAAUUAUUUGCAUCACAGAAAUCCUCCUAUAGUUCAUCGAGACUUGAAGUCUUCAAACUUGCUGGUUGACAAGAACUGGAACGUGAAGGUUGGUGACUUUGGGCUAUCGAAAUUGAAGCACGCAACCUUCUUAACAGCAAAGUCUGGAGGAGGAACUCCUCAGUGGAUGGCACCAGAAAUACUCCGGAAUGACCCCUCCAAUGAAAAGUCAGAUGUGUUCAGUUUUGGUGUCAUCCUAUGGGAACUGGUAACUGUAAAAAUCCCUUGGGAUAAUCUAAAUGCUUUGCAGGUUGUUGGUGUAGUAGGAUUCAUGGAUAGAAGGUUAGACUUACCGGAAGGCCUUGAUCCUCACAUUGCAUCCAUCAUAAAGGAAUGCUGGCUAAGCAAGCCAGAACUGCGUCCUUCAUUUGAAAACAUCAUACAGAAAAUGACCAGAAUAGUUCAAAUCACUCCAUCUUCAGCAACCCCUCCUGUUCGGAAAAGUUUUUCAUUACCACCAUAGAAGUACACACAUCACAAUGCAAGAGCUUUACUACAAAGGAGUUCAGGACUGUAUUUGUCUACUGCAGCCGAAAUCUGCCAUAGUGUAUAUCUUGUUUAUGGCUGUUGUUGAGCUACAAUUUGAUUGAUGGGAGUGGUAGUGUAUAUAGUGGUAAAUUGUGCUUCAGAUACCACAUUACUGCUGUAUUACUUGUGCAAAUACUGGAAACCACUCGCUACCUACUAAAUGUGCCAUAUAUAGCAGAAAAUAGUCCUAGAAUUGGCGGGCAUUUGUUGAGAAGGUUAUAGCAGAUUUCUUAGGGGAUUAUAAUAUCUGUUGCUCCCCUUCUUUUUCCUUAAUUUUUUGAUGAUUUUUUUUUGGGGACUAUGGUUUCUAGUCCUUGUUACAAUAUAUAAUUAGUUGAUUGUUUGGUUAAAUUAUCAUCCCCUAUAAUCAUCGAUUAGGAAGAA
Messenger RNA from Chenopodium quinoa (quinoa), 3264 nucleotides. RefSeq names its product probable tyrosine-protein kinase DDB_G0283397. The record is from RefSeq and is a predicted model, not a curated record. Lineage: Eukaryota; Viridiplantae; Streptophyta; Magnoliopsida; Caryophyllales; Amaranthaceae. Gene Ontology annotation, biological process: protein phosphorylation; regulation of DNA-templated transcription. The coding region runs from base 743 to 2815 and encodes 690 amino acids. Gene Ontology annotation, molecular function: ATP binding; protein kinase activity. The transcript has 16 exons.